Molecule: messenger RNA, 679 nt
Organism: Culex pipiens pallens (northern house mosquito)
Lineage: Eukaryota; Metazoa; Arthropoda; Insecta; Diptera; Culicidae
Product: cuticle protein AMP1B-like
Exons: 2
Coding region: 121-570 (149 amino acids)
Cellular component (GO): chitin-based extracellular matrix
Molecular function (GO): structural constituent of chitin-based larval cuticle
Source: RefSeq, a predicted model, not a curated record
CGGUUGGCCACGAUUCUUGAGCAUCAGAAAUGGUUCAAAUUUGUUUUUGUAGCUUCAUAUAAAAGCUUUGGGCAGCCCGGUUGAAGGUGUCAGUUACGUGUUUUUUGCCUUGCAGGAAAAAUGUUGAAGACAGUGAUCACCCUCACGCUCCUCGCCGCCUCCUCGCUGGCCGCUCCCCAGCGGUUCGGCGGUGGCCGAAGCUCGAGCGGUGACGACAAAUCGGCCUCCAUCCUGGUCGACGAGUUUGUGCUGAACCCCGAAGGCACCUACGUGUACAAGUACGAAACCAGCAACGGAAUCAGUGCGUCCCAAACGGGCGGCGAAAAUGGCCUGUACGCGAACGGAUACUUCUCGUACCUGGACCCCGAGGGUCAACGCGUCGAGCUGACCUAUCUGGCCGACGAGUACGGCUUCCAGCCCCAGGGAUCGCAUCUGCCGGUGGAACCCCCGGCGCCGGACCAUGUCAUCAAGACGCUGGAGGAGAUCCGCGCGGCGGCUGGUCCCGACUCGGAGCUGGACAUUCCGAUGCUUGAGGCCACCAUUGCCCGGUUGAAGGCUACUCAGGGUUAGAUGGACGAGAGCGGUGCAUUGCAGAACAUGACGAUGAAUGCGAGUGAGGAAAUCUUUUCCGGUGAAACUGAAUGCUUCUAAAUAUAAGAGAACUUAUUAAAUAAGGCUA